AACUAGUGGAAAACAGUUUCAUUAUCAAUUAUGAAUAUGGCCAAGGACGUGAUCUAAUCUAUGAUUAUGAGGAAAUUGAAAUGUAUAUGCGCAAUCUUGUUAGUAGUCUUUGUUUAUUUGAUACAGAUAAUUUACCCAUGCUCAACUAUCAAUUUGAAUUGUAUAACGAGAAUAACUCUCUUAUUACCAAUAUUCGACGACGAAUUAAUCAAACAUCAUUAUCUGUGGUUGAUCAAGCACAAUUUAAAAGUUUACUUGUUCGAAUGAAUCACGAUGAAAUUGUUCAUUGUUUAGGUUUAUUAGAUCAUGUGUUCACAUAUCUAUGCAACAUUCACGAUGAUGUAUCUGGUAGCAGCACACAAGCAUUUGUUGAACAGCACAUGAACACUAAUACAUGCGUCAAUGAGCAUUUUUUUCGGCGACCACCAUUUUCAACGGUUCCACUCAUUCACAUAACUGCCUUGUGCGAGCUGGUAGAAGUAGUAGCAUUUGAUAUUGUACUAUGUCAGCAUGUCAAAACAGGACUACGUGAAGCAGUACUCGAUGACAGAGGAAAAACCAAAAGCCCUUGGGCUUCUAAUAUACCUUCCACAUCGAUUCCUCCAGAGGGGGCUUCUAAUACGGGGAGGCUUCUAUUAUGGGGGGAGGGGGUUAACGGAAUACCAGUAGUUCAGUCAGGAAGGAUUCAUUUAUCAGGAACAGCUAAAACGGAAGCCUCAAAAAGAAUAACGGAUCAAACAAAGAGCAUGAACCUCCCUGAUUGGUACGUUUUGAAUAUUGAAGAAGACGACUAUGAUGUGAUUGCAUCUGCAGAUAACUCCGCUCUUGAAAAACAUGCGCAUGAUUCUUUUCAUAAAAUAGACUGGGACAAUUGGCGUAUUGUGGAUCGAGAUAAUAUAGAGUAUAGGCUGUUAAUAAAAGAGUCUUUAUUUAUUUUGGCAUUUAAGCCCAAUCUAAAUGGUACGGUUAGAUCGGUACCAUUAAUUGUAUUUCCAAAUGGUUUAUCAAAGACUAGUAAAAAUGAUUUUGAUCCAGGAGGUGACAGAGCAAAUAACGAAUGA
Didymodactylos carnosus is the source of this 1061-nucleotide messenger RNA. NCBI's taxonomy places the organism in Eukaryota, Metazoa, Rotifera, Eurotatoria, Philodinida, Philodinidae. The record is from the annotation of a GenBank genome assembly.